Messenger RNA from Pichia membranifaciens NRRL Y-2026, 815 nucleotides. RefSeq lists its product as hypothetical. The transcript has a single exon. The record is from RefSeq and is a predicted model, not a curated record. Lineage: Eukaryota; Fungi; Ascomycota; Pichiomycetes; Pichiales; Pichiaceae. The coding region runs from base 180 to 371 and encodes 63 amino acids.
CAGGCUUCGAUUCAUAUUAUGACACGAAUCCUUUGUGCGGACCUCAAACUUGUCCCUUAUUUAUUGAAGACGCAAAAAAGUUGCUGAAUAUAAAAAGCAACUUUGUCUGUGCCACCUCCCCCGCUCUCGUGCAUGGAAGCUUUGUCUACUACAAUGAUGUUAGGCAUAUUUAUUAGGGGAUGGAGUUAAGAAAUUCGUCUAUUAGGGGCUUUUUUGCGUCCAGAAUUAGACGGAUAGGUUCGCGUGGCCGAGCCAAAAGCGUGGGGUGGCUUGAAAUAGCAGCCCGCGGAGGAUUUGCGGUAGUCCUGAAGUGCGUCACAAUGGUGAAGCGCGAGACCGAAACCAGCACGCAUUUGUUUGUACCCAAUUGAGCGAGUUUCAGGAUGCCACCACUCUCUGAUUGCCGUCGAAGGUCUGACGCCAGAUUCCUGCUAGGUGCCUCAACACCCCUGUAGUAUAAUGCUGUAAUGAAAUGUACCAGCCCACAAGCCCGCACCAGUUACCCGCGGGCACGCUCGGUCCUUACCCAAGUUCCUACCCUGCCUUUGUGCGUGGAUGAGCGAAAUAUUAAGAUCUAAAUAUGUUUCCUCAGGUUGCUUUCACAUGUACUCUGUCCUAAUUAUAUUGCGUGCUAAAAAUUACAGUGCGAAUCAGUGCUUCAGCGUUGAUCAGGGCAGAAAUGGUGCUCCUCUGAAACCUCGAGGCAAGGCAGCAAUAAUAUAUUCUCUCAUAUCAGUCUCUUCGGUAAGAAAUGCAUGCCAAACAGCUAGGUGGCCCUGAACCUUUGAAAAUAUACGGUCUGCCUAUGCGCGAUG